CGUUGCUGCGCGAGGCACAACGGACUUCCGCUUCACUGAUGACACUCAUGACUGGCAGGACCAACAACCAAUCCAACAAAAAACUCACCAUGCAUGAUGUGAGUGAGUGAGACAGGGAUGUGAGACAUGGAUGUGAGACAACGACGAGCGCGGACCACAGCAACCACAACCACCCAGCACACCCCACACCCCAUCAUGCAUGCGCCCGCCAGAGCCAAACCAAUCACCAAAUCAUCAACCAAUCCAAUCCAAUCCAAUCAACGGAUAUGGCGCACCCCCUGCCCGGCAACGCACGUGGCAAGGGCACCCACAGCAACAAAGUUGUGAUCCAUGCUGAUGGGCGGGCAGCCAUGAGAAGCAACGAACACACCAGCAAGCAAGCAGACAAGCGACAUGCUGGAGGCGUUGCAUUCAUCUGACCUUCCUCCUCGACAGGACCUUCUUCGUUGAAAGCACGCACAACCCACACCAAGACGAACCAAGACAAUGGUGGCGCCCUGCCUGCGGUGGCCGCUCCUGCUUUUGCUGGUGAGCGGCGUGCUGACGGCAACGAGCGGCUUCGUGCGUGCUGCACCUGUGCCGCGAAUCCCAGAGGGGCUGGAACGUGCGGCCAACAGCCACGAGCUUGCCCAGCAGUUUGCGGCGCUGUCCCCUGAGGCCAAGGCCCAAGUCGUCACACAGUUGGAAGGAUUCGUUGUUCGCGCCACUGAUCACCUUGAGCUCACGCCAGAGGGCAUGGUUCUAAACGUUGACGACACCAACGCAUGGGCAAACGUUGCGUCAGCCAGCGAAGAACAGCAGCAGCGGCAGCAGGAAGAGGAGCAGGCGGCGCGGCAGCGGCAGGGCGGGAAACGGUUGAGGCGGGACACUUCCAUUGUCGUUGAGCGGAAGGACCGCCCCGUCCCCACGCGCUGGCACAAUGGCAUCCCACUGUUUCACAGCAAGCCUGGGGCAACUAACAUCAUCUUCCUCGACUUUGACGGCGCGGAGCUGCGGGGCGACAAAGGCUGGCGCAACAAGUCCGCACGUGCGUUUGAUCCGCUCAACAACGGCUUCAAGUUCACCCGGCGCGAGCAGGCCAAGAUCAUCACCAUAUGGCAGCAGGUGGCGGAAGACUUUUCCCCCUUCAACGUGGAUGUCACCACAGAGGAGCCAGCAGCGUUCACGCCCACGGUCGCCACGUGCCUCAUCACCAGCAGGUUGCAGGCAGACCUGAAGACGUUCAUGCCAAAUCCUUUUGCUGCCGGCAUCGCCUUCAUCAACAUCUUUGGCAAACCCUUCAUGCAGGACUACUCACCAGCACUCGUCUAUUACGAGACGCUCAGUGGCGACCCAACCUUCAUCGCCGACGCUUGCAGCCAUGAGAUUGGCCACAACAUGGGGCUGGGACACGACCGGACUGUGGAUGAACCCUACACUUUUGGAGACGUUGGCAAAGGCGGCGACGUGUCAUGGGGUCCACUGAUGGGGGCGCCAUACCAGAGCAGUCUGGCGCAAUGGUCACGCGGCGACUAUGAUGGAGCCGUCAACGACCAAGACGACAUGGCAAUCAUCGGAGACAAGCUGGGUGUACGUGCGGACGAGGCUGGGUCAACAGCUGCCACGUGCGCGGGCCUGCCGCAGGUGACGCCCACCACAUACAGCGGCGAUGGUAUCAUCACGGGUAUGGACGAUGUGGACUGCUGGUGUGUACAGAGCUUCAUCCCAACGCUUCAGCUGCACGCCACCGUGACGCCAUGGUACAACAAGUUGUAUCCUUACACGAGCGGGUCCAACCUGGAUGCAAAGCUGUUCGUCAUCGGACCGUCCGGGGAUGUGGUUGCCAGCGCCAGCGAGCCGCUGCACACGUACGCAGCCGUCACGCUUCCAUCCAUCUCCCCUGGACGCUACGCAGUCUGCGUUGUUCCGGAUAAUGACACCAUUGGCACAAGCGGGUCCACAUACGGCAGCGCAGGCCGUUAUUUUGUUGAUGUCGUCAUUCGUGAGGAGACGACAACCACAACAACCACAACAACCACGACCACAACCACCACAACCACAACCACAACCACAACCACCACGACGACGACAACAACAACGACCACCGCUGGCCAGUUGACCACGCGUGAGAGCCAAGGCGUGCACCAAACACCGCUGCCCAUCACUUGCACAUGUCCACAGAACACGCACAUGUUCUCGGGUCCCACGGCGGUGGAGAUACCGUUCAAGCGCGGGUGCAGCAAGGACGUGCUUGUGCCCGUGUGCGUGCAGCGCGAGGAAAUGGCUUCGGUGGCGCUCUGGCUCACGUCGCCCACGCACACGCUCGUGCACCCUGCCCACCCCUUUGUUCCGACGAACACAUACGAUCAGCACUGCUUCCUCCUCCAAGUCCCCGCAGCUGAUGCUGAGAGGGGCGAGAACAUCAUUGUUCGCGCAAACACCAUUCCCAACGUCACAUAUCAGCUCUCCUACCCGAAGCGCAUCAAGGGCUGUCGCGACGACAGCUGAUUCACUUGCUUGCUUGUGUGUGUGUGUGUGUGUGUGUGUGUGUGUGUGUGUUUUGCCUUUUCCGUUUGCCUGCCAGUCUGCCGGCCUGUACCAUCCCCUUCACUUCUCCGCUCUUUGUUGUUUGCCAUUCC
Salpingoeca rosetta is the source of this 2618-nucleotide messenger RNA. RefSeq lists its product as uncharacterized. NCBI's taxonomy places the organism in Eukaryota, Choanoflagellata, Craspedida, Salpingoecidae. The transcript is spliced from 6 exons. The record is from RefSeq and is a predicted model, not a curated record. The coding region runs from base 487 to 2487 and encodes 666 amino acids.